UCUUUAUUAACCAAUGGUAUUCUUAGCAUACAGAGAGGAAUCCCACAUCAUUACAUAAAUGGUAAUUCCAAAGUACCUACAAGGCAGAGCUUCCAAGUGCCCAGAUGAUAGCUAGCUGCUUAGGUUUCCUGGACUGUUUGACAAGACUCAAUCUUUGUAAAUACCAGCCUUUGUCCUAAGUCAGAAAUAAAGGAAUCAAUCAUUCUUCUCUAUGCUCUCCUGUCCCUGAAAACUCACAAGAAAUUGAUCCCAACACUCCCUUACAGACUACCAUAUCUAGAUUCUAAAACUCCUUUAUAGAGGAUAGGGAGCUGAUUGCCUAUAACCCUAUAACUCCUCUUCAGAUUGUGUAUGACAUGCUGUGAUGAAAGCAGCAUGCAAAUCAUAUUGCUUAGAGAACAGUGGCAAGGAGGAGUCUACCUAUGUUCCGUUCAGUCUCCGCUGGGGCUUUCUGAGUAUUUCCUGGGUUGGCUGGCUAAAUGCAUAGAUGUGAAGUUCUCACAUGUUAAGCCACCAGUACCUGUAAACUUUAGACCAUGCUCCACUCCGCCAGGUUUCCAAUAACUGACUCUUUUCUCUCUCCCUUCUUGCUCUAGACUGUAGUGUCCUACUAGGGAGCUGUGCAAACACAUGGCUCCCAGAGAGACAGGAGAAGAAUGCAAACCCCAGCUAGCCAUUCCAAAGGAAGAUUUCUCCCAACGAUUCAAGAGCACUAGAGAUCCCUCGGCAUCAAAUGAAAAGAUGCAGCCAGCAAACAGAAAAUGAAAGCCACCCAAGCGCUGGAGGGUGCCCUUGCAGCCAGUUCUGUCCGGGUCCCGAGUUUCUCGUCAGGAUGGCCUGUAACAGCACACCCAUUGGGACAUACGAACAUCUGCUGCUGAAUGGGAGCAACGUUUCGGACCCCGGGGCCACACCACUGUCCACACCGCUCAGGAUCUCGUUGGCAAUAACGAUGUUGCUAAUGAUCGUGGUAGGGUUCCUCGGCAACACGGUCGUCUGCAUCAUCGUGUAUCAGAGGCCGGCCAUGCGUUCAGCCAUCAACCUGCUGCUGGCUACCUUGGCCUUCUCUGACAUCAUGCUGUCCUUAUGCUGCAUGCCUUUCACCGCCAUCACCCUCAUCACCGUCCGCUGGCACUUCGGGGACCACUUUUGUCGGCUCUCAGCUACACUCUAUUGGUUUUUUGUCCUAGAGGGCGUGGCCAUCCUGCUCAUCAUUAGCGUGGACCGCUUUCUCAUCAUUGUGCAGCGACAGGACAAGCUGAACCCACACAGGGCCAAGGUGAUCAUCGCAGCCUCCUGGGUGCUGUCUUUCUGCAUCUCUGCGCCCUCCUUCACCGGCUGGACGUUCAUGGAGGUGCCGGCUCGGGCCCCACAGUGUGUCCUGGGCUACACCGAGUUCCCAGCCGAACGCGCCUACGUGGUGAUGCUGGUGGUAGCGGUGUUCUUCGCGCCCUUUGGCGUCAUGUUGUGCUCCUAUCUGUGCAUCCUCAACACGGUGCGGAAGAACGCCGUCCGCGUGCACAACCAGUCAGACAGCCUGGACCUCAAACAGUUGUCCAAGGCUGGCCUGAGACGGUUCCGGCGGCAGCAGCAGCAGGUCAGCCUGGACCUGAGCUUCAAAACCAAGGCCUUCACCACCAUCCUCAUCCUCUUCGUGGGCUUUUCGCUGUGCUGGCUGCCCCACUCAGUCUAUAGCCUGCUGUCUGCGUUCAGUCGGCGGUUCUAUUACAGCGCCUCCUUCUACACCACCAGCACGUGCGUCCUGUGGCUCAGUUACCUCAAGUCCGUCUUCAACCCCAUCGUCUACUGCUGGAGGAUCAAGAAAUUCCGCGAGGCCUGCAUAGAGUUACUUCCCCAAACUUUCCAAAUCCUCCCUAAAGUGCCUGAGCGGAUCCAGAGGAGAAUCCAGCCGAGCACCGUCUACGUGUGCAAUGAAAACCAAUCCACCGUCUAGGGAGCAGGUCAGAGCAGGCCCACGGACCUCUCCGAAUGGUCCCGGCCCGGACUCUGCUCUCUAGCUUUUAGCUGUCUGCGUUUUGUGGUGACUAUACAAGCACAAAGGUACUCAUUUGUUACCAGGUGAUCUGUGGCUUUCAAUUUUCCCAUCUCCAUAAGACGAAUUGUUAUUAUUUUUCUCUCUCAGAAAAAGAAAGAAAACCUUAUAUAGUUCUAAUGGGAAUCGGGGCUUGCAGGAGCUGGUCAGAAAGUGAGAGGGGAUGAGGGGAAGGGGAAAGUGAAGCUGGCUGAGGGUGGGGCAAGAGGAGGGCCUAUCAACAGAGCACAUCCCUUGCAUCCCAGCCCCCACUCCACAUGCUCAGGGGAAGCCCCUGGUGGCAGGUUGUGGUGCCCUUGUUCAUGCUGACACCAGUAUCUGCAGGGCCUGGGUGUGGCCCAGAGGUCUUCAUAACGUUCAACUGUGUGUUUCUGAUCAUGACAAAUUAUCCUUUCUGGAAAGAAACGGAAAUCACAUUGGGAUGUUCUUGAGGUCACCAGUGUGUCAGGGUAAGGUGUGUGUGUGGUGGUGGUGGUGGGGGUAACAGUGACCCAGAGCUCAGAAAUGUACUUUGUGACAGCAAAAAUGAAAUGAGAAGUCCACCUGGGCUUGUGUUCACCCCUUCCCUAUCUGGCUAGCGCGACAGUCUCCUUUGUCCCUGUCCAUUCUUGGUUUUCAUCCUUUCCAGUGUGCUAAGAACACACCUAGUGUUACUCGUCUGUUGGGCAAGUAUUCGUAGCGACUUGCUCUCUGAAGCAGAAGCAGCCAGUGGCUUAGCUUUGUUUACACAUCUCCUCUGGAAGACCCAGAGCCUUGUGAGGCACCAAAUCCACAUCGGCACCAGAACUGCUACAGGGACAGAACAGAUACCCCCUCCUCAAAGCUGGGCUGGCACCCGUCCAUCUCUGAUCCUCCUACCUCACUCAUGCCCACCUGCUGCUGUCAAAUCCUCUUGCCCAGGACCCGAGCCUGGGAGGGAAGCUCCUUAGAGGAGACAUUUGGCUUGGCCACUAUGCUCGUGGCCACCCAGAUGACCGAGGGCUUCUGGUGUAGGAAGGUGGGUUCUGCAUGCCCAGGACGCAGCAGUGGGUCUAUUGAGCUCUCUUUGCAAAGUCAGAUGUGAAGAGAGGGAGAAAUUAAGGAAAUACGAGUCCAGGUCUGACUCUAUCAGGGACCAGUCAGUCAUCUUGUUCAUUUCAUCUUCUGUCAGCCUCAGUUUACCCAUUUGUCAAAGGAGGAAAUGAGUCUAUGUGACUUCAGUCCCCUUGAUGCUACACUUGCUCGUAGCCAAAAGACCCGGAAGAGAUUAGUCCCCUUGAUUCUAAACGGGGUGAUUUUUUUUUUUUAGCCUGAAAUCACCAGAUCCCUUACAUUCUUUUAUUCAUUUGUAUGAUGGGCAUCUAUCAAGUAAGUGCCUAAUGGAAGGAAUGUAAUGGAAGAAAUGUGCUGUGCAAGAGACAGUGACCAAAAGAAGGCUGAAAUGCACCCAGAACUAGUAGUCUGAUUUAUCUCCAGGGUGCGAGAACUCAGCCCAAGAGCACAGACGUUCCAGUUGGCUUUGUUUCUUAUUUCUUUUCAAGUUAUACUCAGAGACCAGCUCCCUACUCUCCUACCCUCUUCCUGUGGUAGUGGUGAUGGAGGCAGUGGAAGGAGGUGGGGUGUGAAGAGACCAUAACUUAUGUUAACCUCAGCCCUGGGGAGGGUCUGUCAGGAGAACGACUGACCAGUUUUCAUCAGCCAAGAGGGAAAGAGAGAGAAGGUGGGACGGGCAUGUAGCUUAUUAAGGCUGGUGCCACCAAUCUGAUGCCUCUCCCAGUGAUCCACAAGGCAAGGAUUGGUCUCGGCUUCCAUGGGUCAAGUUCACAGGGCCCAGUGGUACCCAAGAGAAUUGCCAGACUACUGCGAGGGACAAGCCCAUGGGCACCUCCUCUCCAGUGGUAUUUUAGAGAAAUUGUAUUCAGGAACCUUGAACAAAGAGAAAUCACAAAGCUGAGUGAAGGUACUAAAAUUUACAUCAAUGUGUGUUAUAUGAUAUAUGUUGGAUAGUAAUAUAUAUGUUUCAAAGUAAUAAUUUUGUAUAUAUUUUAAAUAA
This is a messenger RNA of Myodes glareolus (Bank vole), 4085 nucleotides long. RefSeq names its product G protein-coupled receptor 45 (gene Gpr45). Gene Ontology annotation, molecular function: G protein-coupled receptor activity. Gene Ontology annotation, cellular component: membrane. Lineage: Eukaryota; Metazoa; Chordata; Mammalia; Rodentia; Cricetidae. The record is from RefSeq and is a predicted model, not a curated record. Gene Ontology annotation, biological process: G protein-coupled receptor signaling pathway.